This is a messenger RNA of Drosophila gunungcola (fruit fly), 2060 nucleotides long. Its product is annotated as sodium- and chloride-dependent glycine transporter 1. Gene Ontology annotation, biological process: sodium ion transmembrane transport. Lineage: Eukaryota; Metazoa; Arthropoda; Insecta; Diptera; Drosophilidae. Gene Ontology annotation, cellular component: membrane. The record is from RefSeq and is a predicted model, not a curated record. The coding region runs from base 205 to 2001 and encodes 598 amino acids. The transcript is spliced from 9 exons.
CGCAAUCGGGUUCAGUUCGCCGGCAUCGGUUCUACUAAUUAGUCCGUCAAUUUAAAGCAAAGCGCUCGCGGAUCGUUUGCCGUUCACAAAAACAUAUAAUAAUAAUAUCUUUAUCCGCAUAUAAAAUCGGAUCUUGUUUGCAUUUAAGAAACCUUCAUUAAUUUUGUAUUCGCUUUAGUCAGGGCCAAAUAUUGGCAUCGCAACAUGGUAUAUGAAACAUCAUAUGGCAGUGGCCUCAAGCCCUUUACUCCCGAUCUGAAUCGAGGGAAAUGGGAAAAACCCACGGACUAUAUUUUUGCCUGUUUUGGAUUAGCUUUGAAAUUGGAUGUUUUUGUGGCCUCGUAUUGGUUCUUCUUCGAUAUGGGCCUUUUUGGAAUGAUGCCCUACUAUGUAUACAUGGUGAUCUACUUGGUUCCAAUCAUGGUCAUUCACUCCUUCAUGGGCCAGUUCUCUAGCAGUGGCUUUAUCUCAGCCUUUCGCCUCUCUCCUUUUUUCAAAGGCAUGGGAUAUGUGAGCUUCUUUCUGACCAUCGCCAUGCUCAUUUACUAUAGUAUUUUUGCUGCUGUUCCGCUCCUCUUCAUGGUUAACUCUUUUCGACCCACUCUACCGUGGAGCUGUGAAGGACUAAAGUCUUGGUAUAAUGAUUCCUCUGGGCAAUCGACUGUGUGUAAUAUUACAACGACUGCGGAAGAUUUAGCUAGCAUGGAAAACGACACGUACUAUUUCGGAAAAAUUCUUCAUGUGCCUUCGGUUCUCUACUUUCAAAAUCACUUUGACAGUAUUCGAGAAGAAAGUUUUCCGGAUUUGACUGAGGACUAUGAGCUAUCCUGGCAUUUUGUGGGCCUCUUUGUCGUGGUUUGGGCGCUGAUUGCCAUUAUUUUUUAUAAGUUCUCUGAAACUGCCAAGUUCGGAAAACUCAUACGUUACAUGGUUAUUGGGACCCUGGCCCUGCUUUUGGUGUGCUUUGUGCGUUUUCUGUUUCUUCCAGGUGCUAUUCUGGGGCUAAAGAAAUUUAUGACUCCAAGGGCAGAGGAUAUUGCAAUGGGAGUUCCCGCAACGUUUGUCAUGGUACUACAUGCGUUUGGAGCUGGCUGGGGCAGUGUGAUUGCCCUGUCCAGUUUUAAUGGGUUCAAGACCAACAUCAUGUCAUACAGUUGGAUUAUUUCCUUCGGACAGAUUUUUAUUUACAUCAUGUUUGGAAUGGUUUCAUUUAUGCUGGAUCGUUACUAUAAUGAACUCAAUGAAGGUUCGUUCAACACUCAUGUAAUGGCCCAUUGGCUGUUGUUUUUGUCCAGUGCUUCUGCCUUGGCCUCAAUGGAUUGGCCGAAUCUGUGGACUUUUAUUUACUAUUUUAUGCUAUUGAUGGCUGCUCUUAUCGUAAUGACUACACAAAUCUUUACUCUCCUGCAAAGUUUGUUUGAUGAAUUUGAGCAACUUAGAGCCAAAAAACAGGAGGUUACUUUCGGCCUUAUUGGUGGCCUUGCGGCCUGUUCCUUUUUCUUUUGUACAAAUCAUGGAAUUACUUUCUUUUCUGCCUUGGGACUUGAUGCUAUAUUCUCACACAGUCUCCUUCAUUUGCUGCUCCUUUUGGUGGUUUUGUGGAUUUACGGCCGAGAACGAUUCCAGCGCGAUAUUGAGUUUAUGUUGGGUCAGCCCUUUGCAUCAUGGAAGAUUUUUAUACUUCGCUUCAUAGCUCCAUUUAUAUUAGUGAUUUGUCUGCUGUCGGGAAUAGGCUUGUCCUUAAUGGAGCACUCUUACUCUUCAGUGGCAGUGCUCGUAAUGUCCAUUCUAUUGGUGGCGCUACCCAUUCUGGCAAUACCUGGCUACGGAUUUUACUACCUUUACCAGAGCACGGGCACCUUUUGCGAGCGGUUUAAGCGCACCUGUCGACCCACGGAUUGGUAUCCGGUCGAGAUGGAGCACCGCCAGCAGUACGAGGAAGCUGUCGGGAACACCGAGAUGACCCACCAGCUCUUCGAAGUUACGGAGGAGGUGAAUUAAGUAGCGAUACAAUAACAAAUGUAUUUGGCAUCGAAAUUUAAAUAUCUAUAUAAAACAAA